This is a messenger RNA of Alligator sinensis (Chinese alligator), 1289 nucleotides long. It is a transcript of the gene RAB14, whose product is annotated as RAB14, member RAS oncogene family. Lineage: Eukaryota; Metazoa; Chordata; Crocodylia; Alligatoridae. Gene Ontology annotation, cellular component: trans-Golgi network; phagocytic vesicle; Golgi apparatus. The record is from RefSeq and is a predicted model, not a curated record. Bases 90 to 737 code for a protein of 215 amino acids. Gene Ontology annotation, molecular function: GTPase activity; GTP binding. Gene Ontology annotation, biological process: endocytic recycling; Golgi to endosome transport; defense response to bacterium. The transcript has 8 exons.
AUGAUGGUGGAUAACUCCAUUCAGGGUGGGAGAAAUUUGCAGUGAGUUGUGGGAGUCACCAUUAAUAAAAAAAUUAAUAACGUGCCACAAUGGCAACUGCACCUUACAACUACUCCUACAUCUUUAAGUACAUCAUUAUUGGGGACAUGGGUGUAGGAAAAUCCUGCUUGCUUCAUCAAUUCACAGAAAAGAAAUUUAUGGCUGAUUGUCCUCAUACAAUUGGUGUUGAAUUCGGUACAAGAAUAAUUGAAGUUAGUGGCCAAAAAAUUAAACUGCAGAUCUGGGAUACAGCGGGACAAGAACGAUUUAGGGCUGUAACACGAAGCUACUACAGAGGAGCGGCAGGAGCUCUCAUGGUCUAUGAUAUUACUAGAAGAAGCACGUAUAACCAUUUAAGCAGCUGGCUGACAGAUGCAAGGAACCUCACCAAUCCAAAUACUGUGAUAAUCCUCAUAGGAAACAAAGCAGAUCUGGAAGCACAGAGAGAUGUUACAUAUGAAGAGGCCAAACAAUUUGCUGAAGAAAACGGUUUACUGUUCCUUGAAGCAAGUGCAAAAACAGGGGAGAAUGUGGAGGAUGCAUUCCUGGAGGCGGCCAAGAAAAUCUACCAGAACAUUCAAGAUGGAAGCCUGGACCUGAAUGCCGCAGAGUCGGGCGUACAACACAAACCGUCAGCUCCGCAGGGGGGGCGGCUAACCAGCGAACCCCAGCCUCAGAGAGAAGGCUGCGGCUGCUAGUGACAUGUUCCACGGCUCCAUUUCUGACCUUUCACCUCUGUCUGUUGGAAGCAGUGCUUUUGACUGCUUCAUCGUCUUCUGUACAUCUUAUUGGGUUUAAUUAAAACUCUGAGACAACAAUUUAACACAGUACUAAACUGCUAAACAACUUUAGAUGUAAUCAGGUUAUCAGAAGCAAGUAGAGUAAUAAACCUCUCCUGCAUGGUAAAUUAGAAGUUUUUUUUUUCUUUCCUCCUUGAUUGUCCUUGUGAUAGUGUCACCAGUACAUGAUUUAAACUGAGCACUGAUGCUGGACUCAUGAUUUCAUACUUUUUUGCAGGGCUUUGUCUUCUGGACGGUUUAAUUUUCUGCUCUCUUCAGCCUUUCUGCCCCACCUGUAACUUCUCAAGCUGUCUAUAGUAACAGAUAAGUUUAUUUGCUGUGAAAUGACUUCUGAUGGUAGAAAAGGGGCUCUGAAACCAUGUGCUUUUGUUGGAGGGAUUCCCUGUGGCGCGGGCAGUGGGGGCGAGGAGAUGGUUUGCAGGAGGAGACGACGGACUGCCAUCUUAGCCU